Molecule: messenger RNA, 1224 nt
Organism: Oryctolagus cuniculus (rabbit)
Lineage: Eukaryota; Metazoa; Chordata; Mammalia; Lagomorpha; Leporidae
Source: RefSeq, a predicted model, not a curated record
GGCCAUCCUCCACUAUACUGCCGGGCCAAAGCAGAGAGCUGGACUGGAAGAGGAAGAAUCAGGACAAAAUCCGGUGCCCUGACCAGGACUAGAACCCAGGGUGCCAGCGCUGCAGGUGGAGGAUUGGACUAUUGAACAAUGUAUUUUGCUAGCAGGCUUUUCUGAGUGGGAAAAAAAUGGGUGGAAGUAAGAAAUAAACGUAAGCUACCUUGAUGAACUACAUUAGCUCCAUUUCUUUCCAUGACUCACUGGCUUUGCGUGAACUACUGCCCUUGUGACUGCUUGCCAUCCAGGGCUCUGACCAUGGGAAUCAUCUUUGUCUCUCAGACAGGAGUCGGAUUCCUAGGAAACAUCCUGCUCCUUCUCUGCUAUGGCUUCCUUUCCUGCACUGGACGAGGGAUAAAGCACAUGGAUUUGAUUCUCCAUAACCUAAUUGUAGCCAACUGCUUGGUUCUGCUCUCGAGAGGCAUUCCUCAGACCAUGGCAGCUUUUGGGCUGAAAUAUCUCAUGGACGAUUUUGGAUGCAAACUAGUUUUCUAUGUUCACAGAGUGGCCAGAGGGGUGUCUCUGAGUGCUACUUCUCUCCUGAGUGGCUUCCAGGCCAUCACAAUCAGCCUUAGCAGCCCCGAGUGGAUGGAGCUCAAGGUCAAAGCCCUCAAAUCCAUUCAACUUUCCAUUCUGCUCUGCUGGACCCUUCACCUGUUGGUAAAUAGUAUUGUUCCUAUGUAUAUUACAGCAAUGAGGGAGAGCAACAACCUCACAGAGAAAAAGGACUUAGGGUUCUGUUCUGGCUUAAUUAUUGACAGAUGUAUAUCCUUAUUGCAUCCAAUGACAUUUUCCUUCAUUGAUGUGCUCCACAACAUGAAAACAAACAACCCACUUAAGAGAUGGGCCAAAAAUAAAGUAAUACUUGCAAAAAUGGAAACUUUCAUUGAUGGUGUCAACAAACACAAGUGGAAUACCUAUAUGAUCACUAUCAACUGUGUAUGGGAGAAAAUGGAGCACAAGCCACUUAGGGUUGAAUUCUUCAUGGUGGCCAGUGACAGGCGUUGCGAAUUUACUGGGUCAGCCUGCUGUCGGCCUAUUCAAACCAGUGGUGCCAGGCCCGGCACACCCCGGUGUGGGCUGCAGAGCGCAGAGCAGAGCGAGGCCCGCGAGCGCUGGGCACUCAGCGGUGGGAGAAUCGCGGACCAGAUGGCAGCGCUCCGGGCGGGGCAGAUCUGA